CCGUACAAAGGAAGGGGCGUAGGUGUAAAUUGGAGUAGAAUAAGCGAAAGAAAAACCAGUCCAGGCCAAAGGGCACUUGAAUUGUUCACUCUCGCGUUCUCAAAUCUCUUCCUGGUCUUUUUAAAAUCAACGUUUCAGUGUUUUGUGAGGAAGAGAAGGGAAGAUGUCUGGAGGUAUAGCGCGCUGUCGUCUUGCGGAGGAGCGAAAAUCAUGGCGGAAGAAUCAUCCGCAUGGCUUUGUGGCAAAGCCAGAGACACUGCCUGAUGGUACGGUGAAUUUGAUGGUUUGGCAUUGUACUAUCCCUGGUAAAGACGGGACCGAUUGGGAGGGUGGUUUCUUCUCUCUUACUCUUCACUUCAGUGAAGAUUACCCCAGCAAGCCACCAAAGUGCAAAUUUCCACCGGGUUUCUUCCAUCCUAAUGUCUAUCCAUCAGGAACUGUUUGCCUAUCUAUACUUAAUGAGGACAGUGGGUGGAGACCAGCCAUUACGGUGAAACAAAUCCUUGUUGGUAUCCAAGAUUUGCUGGAUCAGCCUAAUCCUGCAGAUCCUGCUCAGACUGAAGGCUACCAACUCUUCAUCCAGGAUACAGCUGAGUAUAGGAAAAGGGUUCGUCAGCAGGCCAAGCAGUAUCCACCUCUUGUUUAAUGUGAAAUCUUCUAGACUUGCUUUUGAUAGAGAUUACUGGUACCUGUAAUACUCUGGUGGCCUAAAUGUGUGACUGCCUGGUUGAACUGGCAUUUUCUCUCUUGAUCUCUAUGAAUGUUUGUUCAUAUUUAUUAGAUGUACUGAUCAGCCAGUUGUUGCUUAAUGGUGGUUUUAUUAGUCACUAUGAACAUAUUAAUCUAAGUCUGGUAUUUCU
This is a messenger RNA of Tripterygium wilfordii, 860 nucleotides long. Its product is annotated as SUMO-conjugating enzyme SCE1-like. Gene Ontology annotation, molecular function: SUMO conjugating enzyme activity. Lineage: Eukaryota; Viridiplantae; Streptophyta; Magnoliopsida; Celastrales; Celastraceae. The record is from RefSeq and is a predicted model, not a curated record. Gene Ontology annotation, biological process: protein sumoylation. Bases 164 to 646 code for a protein of 160 amino acids. Gene Ontology annotation, cellular component: nucleus. The transcript has 5 exons.